AAGAAUCACAUUCAUGAUAACGACUCCCAGCACUGGAAAACACUCAGGACAACUGCAUUUCUUCCAGCAUUUUCCCCUGGUGAUACAAAAAUGGAAGGAAAUGUAACAGUUAAAAGGCCCACUGAUGUUUUUAUUGACAAAUGCUCCUUCUCGUUAACAUGACACAACCAGUGUUGGAUCAUACUAAUUUAAACAUACACAACACUGAUCCAGUUCUACAGAUUUUAGGAGUUCACAGCACUCCAAAAGUACAGAUGGUGCUUCAGCAGUUGCACCAAGUGAGCAAACGAGCCCACUCCACUGACAGUUCCAUGCUUUACAAAAUUGCAUUUGAGUGCUAUAAGUUUCUGGAUAAGUGGAUCUGUUAUUCUGGAAACACCACUUACAUUGGACACUGGGCAUAUUCAUUUCCAUUCAUCCUCAUUGGCGAUACAUUUGUGAAUGUCGACCAUGUAGCUGAGAACGGGCAAUUUGAAGCAAAACCUUAUCUCCAUGUACUUCCAGCUUCCUUCACGAGCUUCAGGAAUCUUUGGGAAAGUAUAGGUGUUGCAAAGCAAUUCACGAUUGCUCAGCUUCUAACUGUGUUGCAGGAUUUACAUGCUCAACAUGGAAACAAGCCUCUGUCCAAGAGUGAUCUCUCAGUUUGUCUCACAAUUUUAAACAAAGGGAUAUUUGAAGCCAAAUUGAAAAUCACGGAUGACUGUCUGAUACCCAAUGAGCGUGGAGUUUUGCAACCUGCAAGUGAGCUGUUUUACAAUGACAGCCCGUGGAUGCCACUCACUUCAGGUGUCACAUUGUGUCAUGACAAUAUCCCACGUGUUAUGGCUCGCCACCUUGGAAUCAAAACAACCAGGCAUCAUACUUUGGAAAAUCACACAUUUGAUGACCUUUCACCAUUAGCUUUUGACUUUGAACAGAAGGAAGAACUCACUGUUCGUAUUAAAAACAUAAUUUCAGCCUAUCCAUCAAAGAAGGAUAUCCUUAAAGAGCUCAUCCAAAAUGCUGAUGAUGCAGAAGCCACAGAAAUUCACUUCAUCUGGGACAAAAGACAACAUGGAAAAGAAAAAACAUUUGGGGAGAAAUGGAACAAUCUCCAGGGUCCAGCACUUUGUGUGUUCAACAACAAAGUGUUUUCUGAUGCUGACAUUAAGGGAAUUCAACAGCUGGGAGAGGGAGGAAAGCACAACACCCCAGGGAAGAUAGGCAAGUACGGAGUUGGAUUCAACUCUGUUUACCAUCUGACUGACUGUCCUUCGAUCCUUACAGGAGACGAAGUACUUUGCAUUUCUGACCCCAAUCAAAAAUACAUUGAAAAUCAUUCAAAUAACAAACGAUGUGGCAUUGGCUAUAAACUAGCAGACACUUUCAAAGAAAUGUACGUAGAUGUCUACAAAUCCUUUCUUCCAGACAUUUUUUCUCUUAAAGAGGGCACCAUGUUCAGAUUACCUCUGAGAAUGGGUGCAAAUGCAAACACCUCCAAAAUAUCACAGCAAGGAGUCACUGACUACGACAUGAAAGAACUGUGCUCUGCCCUGUCUGAAGAUCCUGAAGGACUAAUUCUCUUUCUGAAAAACAUCUGCAAAAUCACAGUCCAUGAAAUCAGUGAAGAUUCAAGAGGACUUAAAACCAUCUUUGAGGGAAAACUGGACUGCCAGUACAUGUCAAUGGAAACUUUGAGGUUGAUUCUGCCAGGAGAGGCCUUUGGAAAGAAGAUGGGAAGAGUAAGAAAUCCAACUGGAAUGAGAUUUUGA
Oreochromis aureus is the source of this 1751-nucleotide messenger RNA. Its product is annotated as sacsin-like. The transcript has 2 exons. The coding region runs from base 141 to 1751 and encodes 536 amino acids. The record is from RefSeq and is a predicted model, not a curated record. NCBI's taxonomy places the organism in Eukaryota, Metazoa, Chordata, Actinopteri, Cichliformes, Cichlidae.